Homarus americanus (American lobster) is the source of this 1327-nucleotide messenger RNA. RefSeq lists its product as uncharacterized. Lineage: Eukaryota; Metazoa; Arthropoda; Malacostraca; Decapoda; Nephropidae. The transcript is spliced from 3 exons. The record is from RefSeq and is a predicted model, not a curated record. The coding region runs from base 190 to 1134 and encodes 314 amino acids.
GUCUGCUUAUGGCAUCACAGCAUACACGGCUUCUGACGUAUCAUCACCACCACCUCCGUCUUCCCCUGUAUACUAGACUCAUAACAAAUAUAUGCUGUUUGCUGGAUUAAAGACAGUCUUCCUGCUUGGACUAACCAUAUAAUUAUCCCCUUGUGUUGCUGUUUGCUGUCUCCCUUAAGCACUGCAGAUAUGGGUGUCAAUAGCGGUCAUCGUGUGGUGGUCAGUUGGGUUCUCUUGUUGGCCCUCGCCAGUACAGUGUCGGCCUUGUCACCUCUCCACCCACUGGACUCUUUUUAUCAGUCUGACUCACCCCGUCAGCAAUCCACGCGUACUGAAACCACAACUAUUACCGCCAGUGAGGCCAAGACUAUCAACACCAGCCUCUCUCCUAUUUCCAGUGAGGACAAGACUACCAACACCAGUUUCCCUUCUAACUCCAGUGAGGCUAAGACAACCAACACCACCCUCCCUCCUACCUUCAGCAGCGUCCACAACUCGACGGCUUCCUUCCAGAACCUCGCUAGGUUGUCGUCACAAGGCAGAGAGCUUCUGUGUAACCAAACCCUUCAAGAAGUUAUCGUGAACAAGGCAAAGGUUAUCAUGUCCAUCAUCGACGACUUCAAGAAUGAUUAUGUCAGGAAUAAGUUCAAGACUGAUUGGGACUUCAUUGAUUCAUUCUUUGACCCAAGUACAGAUAAGGAUUAUGUGAAGGUUUGUGACGCAAGUGAGUGUGCUGAGGUUCUUCCCACCCUGCCCACCCCGCCCCACCACCCACCCACCACCCAGGAGGAGGCCAAGGAACAGCUGGCCAACAUCACGGGCUGGGUGCAGCAGUACAUCAUCGCUAUGGAGCAAGUCUUCCUUGAUCAGUCGCUCACUGAAGACAUAUUUCAAGAGAACAUAGACGAUGUGUACCGUCUGCUGGAGGGGCUAACGAGGGUGCUGACUCAGGGCGUCGAGGACUGUCACGCUGUGGCUGACGACGCCAUCGUCAGGCAGCUGGCCAGCAAAAUAUACACCAGCACAAACACCUUCCUCAUCAACCAGAGGGGCUUCAGGAGCCUCCGUCAGUGUCGUCAAGGACUUCAGUACAUCGUUGACGUAUUUUCCAGCAGCAGCGACAAGGACCUGUAGUGCCCCACCGCCAGUGUAUCCCUGUGUUGUGUUACACGCUGUACGCGAGUAUGUUUGUGUUACACGCUGUACACGAGUGUGUAGUGUUACACACUAUGCACGAGUGUGUAGUGUUACACUCUAGAUGGAUAAAUAUUUUAUUGACCACAAGUUAUGAAUGCAGAGUUUACAUUAAAAUCUUACCUGAAAUGAU